CACCAGGUAUUAAACCGCCUCCCCGACGGAUCCCGCAGCCCGCUCACACCCGAGAUAAAGACCUCCACGGCGGGGAAGAAGCGCCCGACGCAGCGCCGAACGCACCGCGCAGGAAUCUCUCUUUCUCUUCACUCUCACGAGCUGGCAACAGGUGCUCUGCAGGCUGCGCAACAGCUGCUCGCUUCAAAAAGGGGAUUUAAAAGCUCUCUGCUCGACGUAACAGCAAAAGGCGGUGGCAGGGGGAGGAGGAGGAGAAGGAGCUGGGUGACAGAGAGGAGAGAGGUGUUGCGGAGAGCCAUGCUGUCUUUGAGCUGCGCCGACCCCUGGCCGGAAGGCUCGGUGGGGCUGGAGGAGGAGGUGGUGACCGCCGCCGCCCAGGCUGAGGAGCGGGACAGCGGCAGCAACAACAGCAUCAGCAGCUGCUGCAGCUCCAUCAACCUGGACGACAGCCUGACCAGCCUGCAGUGGCUGCAGGAGUUCUCCAUCCUCGGUGCCAACGUGCCGCAGCAGCCCCACCACCAGCCGCACCUGUUCGGCCACCAGCCGCUGGGCUCCGACGCCCCGGCCUCCCCUCUGGCCGGGGAUCCCGCCUCCAUCGGCAUGCCCCUGACCCCGGGGAAGCCCACAGCGGCGGCCUACAGCAGGCUGCAGUCCCUCCCCGGCAUCGUUGCCCACGGCCACUGCCCAGAUGAGGUGGACUACAAGACCAACGCGCGCAUCAAGCCGCCCUACUCGUACGCCACGCUCAUCUGCAUGGCCAUGCAGGCCAGCAAGAAGAGCAAGAUCACUCUGUCCUGCAUCUACAAGUGGAUCACUGACAACUUCUGCUACUACCGACAUGCUGAUCCCACCUGGCAGAACUCCAUCCGACACAACCUGUCGCUCAACAAGUGCUUCAUCAAGGUGCCGCGGCAGAAGGACGAGCCAGGGAAGGGUGGUUUCUGGAAGAUUGACCCGCAGUACGCUGAGCGUCUCCUGAGUGGCGCCUAUAAAAAGAGGCGAAUGCCACCGGUCCAGAUCAACCCGGCCCUGCAGAACAGGCUCAGGGUCAACCUCCAGCCCCAGUCCACAGGCCCCUGCAGCCCCACAGGAGGUCAGAGCGGCCUGUGCAUCAACCCAGAGUCCCAGCGGCUCCUCCGGGAGUUCGAAGAGGCGACCGGCGCCGACCAGAACUGGGACCCUCAUCUGGCUGAAGGGACCAUGCUGGGGGCCUGGCCAGUGGUCAGGGGAAGAGGUGGGUACAAGAGGAAACAGUUGCUGGGCUCCAGAAAUGGCGGUGCCAAAGCCCCCCGGCGCUCCAGCUCCCCACUGCUCUCCGUGGACGAACAGAAGGAGAUUGGACCUCUGAAGGGGGACUUUGAUUGGGACGCCCUGCUGGACUCGGCCCUCAGCGGGGAGCUCAGUUUAGAGGGAGGAGAACCUCUGAGCCCCAUCAUGAAAGAGGAGGACCUGACAGUGCGGGGGACCCACAUCUCUCCUGUUGAAGCCCCGCCAGGGACAGCGGACAUCCACGUGUUGGUGGAGACCCAGAGGAAUAAUGACGUGUCAGACUUUGAUGAGGAGACCUUCCUUGCCACGGCCUUCCUGGAGAGCCCCUGGCCAGAAGAGGAGGAACAAGGUCGCAACGAUUUCCUCUGUAGCUCCACCGUCAACCUGGACCAGCUGUUUGACCUCGGAGACUCAUUAGGCGGAGACCCGAGCACCCGGAUUGACACCCUCCUUUGAGGAAUAGUUGCUUUCCAGGUCCUCUUUCACACAGAAAAAGACUUUUUUUACGCUCAAGCAACCCUUAUUGUCCUUUUCAAGAUGUUUAAAGUAUUUUUAGAAAGGCAUUUUGAUGCUGAUUCAUGCAGGAAGCACAUCCCCAAUGCCUACUGAACAAAGAUGCCACAAUGUAGGGCAGCAGUUCACGGGGGGAAACAAAACUGUGUCGAAUUACUUUUGGUGAACCAUGAAAUGACUGAUUUUCAGAAUUAGGGCCUGGUCACACCAAAAAAAAAUGUCACGGCGAAAUUAUUAUCACGAAAUAUUUAGUUAUAGAAGCUCAGUGACGUAGUGACUACUAGGCUAAUAGGCGAACCACUGUAGCAGGUGAGAUAACCAUUAACAUGCUAGCAAGCCAAGACAUGCUAGUGCUAGCCAAUCACAUUAGCUUUUCUCUGCACUGGGCUGUUUACUCCCCCCUGACAUUUUGUUGUCAGGACUGCACAUUAUUUAAUUCAACAAAGUUUUAUUGAAGACAGGAAAAAAACCUCUCUGAGCUAGCGGCUUUGCUAACUGUCCGUUAGCAACACGGAUGAGUUAAGAGAGCUGCUGCUCAGCCUUGCUGCCAGUGGCCGACUGCGGUACUGCAACAAAAAGCAUCUUUCCCGUAGACCACCAUUAUAAAAGAGACGCGGUAAAUCUGUCGUUACGACAAAGUCAGUUACUACUUUUUGUAUGAUGAAUUUUUCAUUAAGCGUGUGACGUCUACGAGCAGGGUGGGAGAAACACUAAUGAGCAUGUGCAGUGAGCCACACAACCCGGAAGUUAGAAAACUUAUUUGGCUCAUGUGCUAGCAAGCAGUUAGCAAGCUUGUUAGCUCUUUGCUAAGAGGAGAGUAAGUUCAUACAUUUGUUUGCCUGUAACAGCACGACGUCCUCCUGCCGCCUAAACAGAGGAGCUUCAGUAAAACUGGAUGGUGACACACGGCUAAUAAGCUACGCUAGCUUCCUCCAUUUUGGACUCUCCGGCUCUCCGUUCACUCUCAGGUCAGCUCUGUCAACACGGCUUGCUAUUGGUCAGUGAUGCUAAUUUGUGUGCAUGGAUUUACUUCGCCACCGCGAGCUAAUCCACUGAGCGUGACGAUGCUAUUUGAAUUAACUGAUUUGUUGCAAAAUUUCGGCGUUUUAAAUGCAGGUGUGACCAGGCCUUUAGGAUGACACACCGCGGUCUCUGUUUACAUCAUAAAAAGUGUGUGUUCAUGUUGUUAGCACGCGCUACAUCAGGCUCAACUCUUGGGGGCAAAGAUAAGACAACUGAUCCACAGUUCUUUUUGUUUUCGAAGAGGAAGAAAUAACCGAGCGGUAUCGGCCGAGGCUGUUACUGACAGAGAUCAUUUGUUGCUGAGGAUUGUUUUAAUAUGACUGUAAAUACUGUGACAGCAGCACUAUGAUGAUCAAUAAUGAGAUAUUUGCCAAAUGAUGUUUGGUGUAGGAGUGAUUUACCGUAUUAAGUUUUUUUUGGGUGGGGUAUUUAGUACUAACUAUUCUCUGUAUGCAUUUUUCAAAAAUGAUUAGGACCACUUUAACUAGAUGCAUGAUAAUAAUUAUGCAGGAAAAGUUGCUUUUUUUCAAGAGGAAGGGAAAGAGAGAUGUCAGUUUUGUUUCAUAUCCGACUGAAUAUUCUUUAUAGACGUUCUUAGUAACCACUUUCUUUGAUCCUGUGACUUAGCAGAGCAGUAGAUGCAGAGCAGUAGAGGACACAUCUGAGCUUCAUGGCGUAAACGUUAAAAUGGACACGAAACAGCUUGAGGCAAAAUUCUCCAUGAACUAUUAAGACCUUAAAAUGCUCAUUUUAGAAAGGCCACGGUGCCUUGUAAAUGAAUACCUGACCUUCUAUGUGCCAAGAACAACACUUGGGACUCGACAGUGUUGAGAGGUUUGUCUGUGGUCUGUGUUUUUUAUUACAAAGAGGAAAUGUCUGUUUUUUUUUUUGUGUGUGAAGAGAUGCAGAGACCGAGAGUUGUUGGCACACGAACAAAAGACCUGCUGCAGCUUGGAUAUGCGUAUUGGAUACGGACUAAUUAAACCAAAUCACUCCAUAUGAAUACAAGUAGUCUGAACUUUAAAGAUACAGUUAUUGCUCCUGUUUUCCUCUAAAAUGUGUGAAAGUGCAAUCAAUGUACGGUGAUACUUGUUAUAUUUUACAUUCAGCUGUAGGAGUCUAUACGUGCAGUUUACUUUAGAGACCAGUUUCACUAUGUUGUGUAUUGUGCGGUGCGAAUACGCUCUGACAGGAGAAAGGACUCUUUAAAAGCAAAGCAACCACCAAACAUUUGUGUAUUAGCUCUUCUCGAUCAAACGACACGUUUAAACAAUAAAAAAAUGGCGUCUUACCCCAUGAUUGGUUCUGUAAAGUCAGAGACACUGUAUGCAUUCUUUUACUUUCCUAUUUUAUUUUAUUUUCCACUUUUCUUUGACAAUAAAAAACUAAGUUUUACUGCA
Siniperca chuatsi (mandarin fish) is the source of this 4205-nucleotide messenger RNA. RefSeq names its product forkhead box J1a (gene foxj1a). The record is from RefSeq and is a predicted model, not a curated record. Gene Ontology annotation, biological process: regulation of DNA-templated transcription. NCBI's taxonomy places the organism in Eukaryota, Metazoa, Chordata, Actinopteri, Centrarchiformes, Sinipercidae. Gene Ontology annotation, molecular function: sequence-specific DNA binding; DNA-binding transcription factor activity. The coding region runs from base 298 to 1725 and encodes 475 amino acids. The transcript is spliced from 3 exons.